Molecule: messenger RNA, 1762 nt
Organism: Juglans microcarpa x Juglans regia
Lineage: Eukaryota; Viridiplantae; Streptophyta; Magnoliopsida; Fagales; Juglandaceae
Exons: 8
Coding region: 1137-1691 (184 amino acids)
Source: RefSeq, a predicted model, not a curated record
UUGUUCAUGUGUGAUUGGUUUGACGUUGGUGAUCCAAGGAGAGGGAUACGAGUUGAUAACCAUAUGUCCAGUAUCAACAUGGACAAGACUUGGUAUAAGGAUGAACCAUUUGUGUUAGCAUGCCAAGCUUCCUAAUGUUUUUACAUCAGAGAUAUAAGGGCGAAAGGGAGAUGGUUUGUGGUGCAAAAGUACACGAACAGGAAUGUAUAUAACAUUCCACCGGUGCCAAGGGUGUUAGAAGAUAUUGUUGGCGAAUCAAGUGAUGAUGAUGCCUAUCAAGAAAAUGAAUCAUCAAUUGAUUAUGCACCAUUGGAUUGUGAUGGAUGUCCAGUGUCAACUCCAUUGAAUAGGGAUGAUAUAGAACCUAUCUUGAUUGAUGCACGAGAAGGCAACGGUUUGGCUGGUCAAAACAUGGAUUCAACAGAUUUUAUUGACGAUGGCCUAGUUGCUUCUAGUUCAGGAGAUGCUUAUAGUGAUGGGGAAUAUUCAGAUGAGGAUGACCUACCCACAGACGACGAGUAUGUGUCAGAAUAGACAACCAGCCGUAAAGUUGAUGCACUUUUAUUCCAUAGUUUACCUUUUUUGUAAUGGGUGGGGGGAAAAAAGACGGCGUUGCAUUUAUUGUACAAGAAAUGAGGAGCAUCAACAUUCAAGGUGAUGCGACGGGAGAGAGUUUUUUAGGAAGAGGGGCUGCACAAGGUAUUCGUGCUCGAUGAUUUGUACCAUAUACAUGUAGAGCCCGCCGACCACGUGGAGUUCACAUCGCUUCAUACCAUUCCACUAGCUCAGAUGCAGAUCUGUCAGGCUCGGAUGACUCAACGCAGCCUCCCAGUCAUCCAUGGGAGCCACCAUGUCCAACUCCAAUAGUCUCACCCGGGCCAAAUAGAGAAUUGUCACCCGUAAUAUAACCCCCACCUAAUGGAGACAAUAUCGAUGUGACAGCCCCCACAAUGCCUAAAGCAAAUCAAGAAUAGCCCAAACGUAGACGUGGACCUGCUAAGUGUAUUGAGUUCGAGAAAGCGAGAAAGUAUGGCAAAGUGCUUUUGAAGAUUAAUGAUGGUGAAACAGCCCCGUGCUGCGAGAAUGCAUCCAUGUUCACGACACGGGUAACACGGAUAGUAAAAUAACAUUGCGACAUGAGUUGUGCAAAGUGGAUUGAUGUGCCUGAUGCUGAAAAGAAUGAGUUGAUCGAACGUGUGAGGGGUGACUUCGUUUUGGACUGGGAUCGGGAGAAUCAUAGAUUGGCCGUCUUGAAGCCGUUGCGUAAGCUGUUCAAUGCAUUCCAUCACGAACUACACAAAAAAUAUUUAUCAUAUGGAAGUCACGAAGAAGCAUUGGCUUCUGGGUGUACCAUGGUCAACGACAACAUCUGGGUUAAGUUGUGUGAGAGGUGGGAAACCGACAAAUUCAAGAAAAUCUCAGCACAAAAUCGGGAGAAUAGAAAAAGACUAACCGUUAACCACACAGCAGGCCGCAAAUCCUUUGUUAGGAUGUUGGAGGAGAAGCGGGCUACGAACGCGAAUUUGGUGGAGUUCUAUAAGGAGACCCGCUGGUCAAAGAAGAAUGGUAAAUUUGUCACCUCAGCCGCUGAAGACACUUAUAAGGAGAUGGUUGGCAAGAUGGAUGGUCUAGAGCCUGAACAACGCACCGAUGAGGCAACUGCGAGUGUAUUUAGGGAGGUACUUGGUUAGAGACCCAGAUACACAAGGGGGCUAGGCGAGAUGGUCAUCCCGGAGUCGACAAGAUAACGGGACCGUGACUG